AUGAUGAUAUCUAGAGGGCUGUUCGGGUGGUCCCCACCUCACAUACAACCGCUAACGCCGGUCUCGGAGGUUUCCGAGCCGCCAGAGUCUCCGUCCCCAUACAUCGAUAACAGUGCAGAGGGUCCAGGGGCGGUGCCGGCUCAGCCAGAGCAGGAGGAGGAGGUGGAUGAUGUUGAUGAGGCCGAGGAGCCGCCACCUGCGGCCGUGCCGUUCCUUAAGCUGUUCCUUUGCGCGGACCGCCUCGAUUGGGUGCUGAUGAUUGUCGGAUCCCUCGCGGCAGCUGCUCAUGGCGCAUCCUUAGUGGUCUACCUGCACUACUUCGCGAAGAUCGUCCAUGUGCUUCACCUGGGGCCCUCGGCGAAGCCUGUGGAGGUUUACGACCAGCUUAAGGAGCUUUCUUUAUCUCUUGUUUGGAUUGCGGUGGGUGUUUUUGCUUUUGGUUUGAUAGAGGUUUCGUGUUGGAUUCUUACGGGUGAAAGACAGACAGCGGUUAUCCGGUCGAAGUAUGUCCAAGUGUUACUUAACCAGGACAUGAGUUUCUUUGAUACGUAUGGCAACAAUGGGGACAUAGUGAGCCAAGUCUUGAGCGAUGUUUUACUCAUUCAGUCUGCACUCAGCGAGAAGGUUGGGAAUUACAUCCACAAUAUGGCAACCUUUCUGAGCGGGCUUGUUGUCGGAUUUGUGAACUGUUGGCAGAUUGCCCUAAUAACAUUAGCAACAGGUCCUUUCAUUGUUGCAGCUGGGGGAGUAUCAAAUAUAUUCCUUCAUAGGCUUGCCGAGAAUAUUCAGGAUGCAUAUGCUGAAGCUGCUAGCAUCGCCGAACAGGCAGUGUCUUUUAUUAGGACGUUAUAUGCAUUUACUAAUGAAACACUGGCCAAGUAUUCUUAUGCAACAUCACUACAAGCAACCCUGCGAUAUGGCAUCCUCAUAAGUCUUGUGCAAGGACUUGGACUUGGAUUUACAUAUGGCCUUGCCAUAUGUUCUUGUGCCUUGCAACUUUGGGUUGGAAGGUUCUUGGUUAGGCAUCAUAAAGCUCAUGGUGGUGAAGUUAUAGCAGCUUUAUUUGCUGUAAUAUUGAGUGGCCUUGGGCUAAAUCAAGCUGCAACAAACUUUUAUUCAUUUGACCAAGGACGGAUUGCUGCUUAUAGACUUUUUGAGAUGAUAAGUCGAUCGUCCUCUUCGGUUAGUCAUGAUGGGGCAACACCUGGGUCUGUUCAAGGAAACAUUGAGUUUCGUAAUGUAUAUUUCAGCUAUCUUUCUCGACCUGAAAUUCCUAUCCUGAGUGGUUUCUACCUCACAGUACCUGCAAAGAAAGCAGUCGCACUUGUAGGCAGAAAUGGUUCCGGGAAAAGCAGUAUUAUACCAUUGAUGGAGAGAUUUUAUGAUCCUACAUUAGGAGAAGUCCUUUUAGAUGGUGAGAACAUUAAGAAUUUGAAAUUGGAGUGGCUACGAAGCCAAAUUGGACUGGUUACUCAGGAGCCUGCCUUGCUAAGCUUAAGCAUUAGAGAUAACAUUGCGUAUGGGCGAGAUGCUACUUUGGAUCAGAUUGUAGAGGCUGCUAAGAUUGCCCAUGCCCAUACAUUUGUUAGUUCUCUUGAGAAGGGAUAUGAGACACAGGUGGGUAGGGCUGGCUUAGCAUUGACAGAGGAGCAGAAAAUCAGGCUUUCUAUUGCUAGGGCUGUGCUUUUGAAUCCAUCUAUUCUUCUACUUGAUGAGGUCACUGGUGGUCUUGAUUUUGAAGCUGAGAAAAUGGUCCAGGCAGCUCUUGAUUUGAUCAUGCUGGGCCGAUCUACUAUUAUAAUUGCACGACGCCUUAGUCUUAUAAGGAAUGCUGAUUACAUAGCUGUAAUGGAGGAGGGACAGCUGGUUGAAAUGGGCACGCAUGAUGAAUUAGUAAAUCUUGAUGGGCUAUAUGCAGACCUUCUCAGAUGUGAAGAGGCGACAAAACUUCCAAGGAGGAUGCCUGCUCGAAACUACAAAGGGACUGCCACGUUUGAAAUUGAGAAGGAUUAUCCAGCGAGUCCUAGCUUCCAGGAACCUACCUCUCCCAAAUUGGUCAAAUCACCAUCCCUCCAAAGAGUUGUUCCUGGUAACCAUGGAUUUCGACCUUCUGAUGCUACUUAUAACUUCCAAGAAUCACCAAAAGUUCGGAGCCCGCCUCCUGAGCAGAUGCUGGAAAAUGGCAUGCCCUCGGAUAUGGCUAAUGAGGAACCAUCAAUGAAGAGGCAGGACAGUUUUGAGAAGAGGUUACCAGAGUUGCCAAAGCUUGACGUUCAUUCUGCACAGCAACAAAAAUCAAAUGUCUCGGACCCCGAGUCCCCUGUUUCACCCCUUUUGACAUCUGACCCAAAAAAUGAGCGAUCCCACUCGCAGACAUUUAGUCGCCCUCUUAGUCCAUCUGAUGAUACUCCGAGAAGAACAAAGGAUGCAAAGAAUAAAGCAGAUGGAGAUGCACCAUCAUUCUGGCGACUAGCAGAGCUCAGCUUUCCAGAAUGGCUUUACGCUGUUUUAGGUAGCACUGGUGCUGCUAUUUUUGGCUCUUUUAAUCCGCUUCUUGCAUACGUCAUUGCAGUCAUAAUAACUGCAUACUACAGAUUUGGUGACGAUCCUCACGUAAGGCAGGAAGUUGAUAAAUGGUGCUUGAUAAUUGCUUGCAUGGGUAUUGUCACCGUGGUUGCCAAUUUUCUGCAACACUUCUAUUUCGGUAUCAUGGGGGAGAAGAUGACAGAACGUGUCCGCAGGAUGAUGUUUUCAGCAAUGCUGCGGAAUGAAGUCGGAUGGUUUGAUGAAGAGGAGAACAGUGCAGAUACUCUGUCAAUGCGAUUGGCGAAUGAUGCUACAUUUGUUCGAGCUGCUUUCAGCAAUAGGCUUUCCAUUUUUAUCCAGGACACUGCAGCUGUUAUUGUGGCUCUCCUCAUCGGGAUGCUGCUAGAGUGGCGGAUAGCACUUGUGGCACUAGGAACCCUUCCUAUCCUCACACUUUCAGCCAUUGCACAGAAACUGUGGCUCGCUGGUUUUUCAAGGGGCAUCCAGGAAAUGCAUAGAAAAGCAUCUUUGGUCCUCGAGGAUGCAGUCAGAAACAUUUACACUGUCGUUGCAUUUUGUGCCGGAAACAAGGUGAUGGAGCUCUACCAGUCGCAGUUGAGAAGAAUACUGUUUCAGAGUCUCCUCCAUGGGAUGGUUAUCGGUUUUGCCUUUGGUUUCUCCCAAUUUCUCCUCUUUUCCUGCAAUGCUUUUCUACUCUGGUAUACAGCAUUAUCAGUUAAGAACAAAUACACGGAGCCACCUACCGCCCUGAAGGAGUUCAUUGUUUUCUCAUUUGCAACAUUUGCACUGGUGGAGCCAUUUGGGUUGGCUCCAUACAUAUUGAAACGGAGGAAGUCUCUGAGAUCUGUGUUUGAAAUAAUAGACCGAGCUCCCAAGAUCGACCCAGAUGAUAAUUCAGCCCUGAAGCCUCCUAAUGUUUAUGGUAGCAUCGAGCUGAAAAAUGUCGACUUUUGUUACCCUACACGUCCCGAAGUGUUGGUACUUAGCAAUUUCAGCCUCAAAGUCAAUGGGGGUCAAACUGUGGCUGUGGUUGGAGUUUCAGGAUCUGGAAAGAGCACGAUUAUAUCUCUGAUAGAGAGAUUCUAUGACCCAGUCGCAGGUCAGGUUUUGUUAGAUGGUCGGGAUCUACAAGUUUACAACCUGAGAUGGUUGAGAAAUCAUAUGGGUCUCAUUCAGCAGGAACCUAUCAUCUUUUCAACGACGAUAAGAGAAAAUAUUAUAUAUGCGAGGCACAAUGCAAGUGAAGCCGAGAUGAAGGAGGCUGCCAGAAUAGCAAACGCGCACCACUUCAUCAGCAGCCUGCCUCAUGGGUAUGACACUCAUGUUGGGAUGAGAGGAGUAGACCUUACCCCGGGACAGAAACAGAGGAUCGCUAUUGCCCGAGUUGUCUUGAAGAAUGCUCCUAUCUUGUUAAUCGAUGAAGCCAGCUCCUCGAUUGAGUCUGAGUCAAGUAGAGUAGUUCAAGAAGCGCUUGACACCCUCGUGAUGGGGAACAAGACCACAAUUUUGAUAGCCCAUAGAGCAGCGAUGAUGAGGCAUGUCGAUAACAUCGUGGUUCUCAAUGGAGGAAGAAUUGUGGAGGAAGGGAGCCAUGAUUCGCUGAUGACCAAGAAUGGGUUAUAUGUACGUUUGAUGCAGCCUCACUUUGGGAAAGGUCUGCGCCACAAUCGACUGGUUUAAAGGGCAAUUUUGGGUUCAGUUUGGCUUGUUUGUAAAGUAGGAGAUUCUUGUUUUCUCGAGGAAAGGCAAAUUUGCUGAGAAAGGAGGCUUCUGUUAGCAGGACACUAAAUGGCGAAGCGGAAGAAACCGGAGCUUACCUGCAUUAAUGUAAAGUGGUAGUUUUACAGGGAAUUGCUCUAGUGUCGGGUUAGACUAGAGAGUUUGAGGUUUGCUGGCUAUCAAGCACAUGGUUCGGAUUUUAGAUGCAUAUUCUUUCGGAGGGCAAGCAGCAGUACAUAGGGUUGCUUCUCUUCCGGGUGUAUUAAUUUGUGAAUAGCUUGUGUUAGCGUGGCAGUAGUUCUAGUUCUGAUGACUGAUGAGGUAUGUAAUUUUCUUCUUGCUCUUGUUGAUUUUGCAGCGAUUUCCGAGCUCUCACAUGUAGAAAUCGUUUCUUUCUUCUUAUGUUUUUGCAAACUGUAGAGAGUUAAAGAAAUGUGCAUUUCCAGUUGAAUUUGCGUUUAAGAUUUAUAUAAGCAUUCCUGACCA
Molecule: messenger RNA, 4752 nt
Organism: Punica granatum (pomegranate)
Lineage: Eukaryota; Viridiplantae; Streptophyta; Magnoliopsida; Myrtales; Lythraceae
Source: RefSeq, a predicted model, not a curated record